Amoebophrya sp. A120 is the source of this 1812-nucleotide messenger RNA. The record is from the annotation of a GenBank genome assembly. Lineage: Eukaryota; Dinophyceae; Syndiniales; Amoebophryaceae.
GGAAAGUAGCCUGGCCCGGAGCCAGGGCCGCUUGAGGUCCUCAAGACAUACUUAAGUAAUCAAAAUUCCUGGUGUAGUUUCUUUGAUAUUGGCAGUAUUAAAAAAUUAGCAGCAUCCUCAUCUACUUUCCGGCUUUGCCGGCCACCGGCUAGAAGUUGUUUUACCUCUAGAAGAUGAAUGGAUUCCUGGAGCAGGUGACACACACCUUGCAAGGACUGCAAGAACCGCAGGGGCAGCAGUCCUCCUCGCCGCGUGGCGCACAAGAACCUGCGCAACUUCUCUCCAACGCCACGACCCAGGACCUGAAAGUUUGUGAACAGUUUGCUCGCGAGCAGAAUGACCGCAUCCUCGCCGUCUGGCGGGUGUCGAUAGAAUUACAAGACAACCUCCGGCGGAGUCGGUGGGGUUCGUUGGGGCUAUUACUGCUUUUUUUACUGGUCUUCGUCGCCGGCGUCGUGGCGGUGGAAGUUUUGGUACUGUCGAGGACGAGACUACAGGAGAAGGGGAACGAGGACAGUGUCGCGAGUACUAGGGGCUCUACUUCUCGAAAUAGGACGGACGACUACACAUCAGACACGACUACGGCCGCGCCGGGCAAAGAUAAAAAUGAUGGAGCUCCUGCUGCGGCUCGAAUAACUAUUCGACAAAGUAGUUCUUUUCUCUAUCAACAAGAAGCGCAGCGGCCAGCGCAACAAGAUAAAAGUGGUCGAGAGGUGGACGAAGAUGGAGCCGAAAAUAGCUACGCGAAGAGACGACAACGUCCGGCAAAACAGCAAAAACGCGAAACCGGAAGCGGCCGCAUGUUGGAACAAGAAAGGAGACGAAAUAGAGUGGGAAAUAAUCACGCGUUGCUGCGUUCCGGACGCGGAGGAGAACAGCAUCGUCGUAACGAGAACAACAGCAAGAAUCAUGCACCUGUGGACGACAAAGAAAACAGCGAAGCUGUUGACAAAAAAGGUACUUCUUCUCGAAGCCGCUCCAAGAACUGUAUCUCCGACGUGGACCCGCUCGCUCGGUUGACUGCGCUUCUGGGCCUGUGUCUAAGUGUGACCAUCGUGUUCGCCGUCUGGGCGUGUUGCAAGGCCAAAGAGGUUGACGCACUCAUCGCGGGGCAGGUGUGGGCGUUGGGGGAGAAAAAAUUCUACAAAAUCACCAACCUCGUCCUAGCGGUCGACGAUUCGAACAGUACCAGUGGCAGUACUAGUAGCGAUGGACAUUUAUUUCAAGGAGGAGGAGCUACUUCAACUUCUCCUAAAGAACGACCCCCUCUAGAAGGAGAAGUACAACUAUCGCUGGUCGAAAGAGCGUGCUGCGACUUAUCCGCGGUGAAGGCUGUUUCUAUCUACGAUAACAACGACGCCCCCGGGUGCUGUGCGACGGAUGCACAGGGCGUGGAUUUACGUGUCUCCCGGGAUAACCCGAUCGCGGACGAUCUCACAUGGCGCCGAAGCAACUUCGGGGUGCGUUACUACAAUGAAUACGGCUUCAUGGUGAGAGACCAAGCAUCGUACGGCUGUGUGGUCUGGUGUUCAGAGGUUGAGCACGCAGCGCAGUUGAUCCGCGACGCUGUGCAUCGCCGCCACGCGAGCGAGGGCUAUACCGCGGCCGCUCGUGCAUUGGAUGGUAGAGUAGUUCACUAGUUCUAGUGCGGAGCUAGCGGCUGACUGCGAGUACUGAGCACUAGUUGAAUACGUAAGUAUCACGACGACGCGCCGAAUAAAGGAUGUGUUUGUGUACCCGCCCUGAUUCUCAUUCUUUCCUGUGGAAAGAGGUGCGACCAAUGUUCGAAAAUUUUACACAAUCACUUCAGAC